Hipposideros armiger (great roundleaf bat) is the source of this 6388-nucleotide messenger RNA. It is a transcript of the gene KLHL42, whose product is annotated as kelch like family member 42. The transcript has 3 exons. The record is from RefSeq and is a predicted model, not a curated record. The coding region runs from base 99 to 1616 and encodes 505 amino acids. Gene Ontology annotation, molecular function: protein binding. Lineage: Eukaryota; Metazoa; Chordata; Mammalia; Chiroptera; Hipposideridae.
UCCCCCGGCGCGCCCAACCCGGAACCCGGCGAGCGCGGGGGCGGGGAAGCGAUCGCGCCGAGCUGGCGGGCUCCCCAGCGGCCCCCGGCCCCCCAGCCAUGUCGGCCGAGGAGAUGGUGCAGAUCCGCCUGGAGGACCGCUGCUACCCGGUGAGCAAGAGGAAGCUCAUCGAGCAGAGCGACUACUUCCGCGCCCUCUACCGCUCCGGCAUGCGCGAGGCCCUGAGCCAGGAGGCCGGCGGCCCCGAGGUGCAGCAGCUGCGCGGCCUCAGCGCCCCGGGCCUGCGCCUGGUGCUGGACUUCAUCAACGCCGGCGGGGCCCGCGAAGGCUGGCUCCUGGGCCCGCGGGGCGAGAAGGGCGGGGGGGCGGCGGAGGAGGAGGAGAUGGAUGAGGCGAGCCUGCUGUCCGAGCUGGUGGAAGCGGCCUCCUUUCUGCAGGUCACGUCCCUGCUGCAGCUGCUGCUGUCCCAGGUGCGGCUGACCAACUGCCUGGAGCUCUACCGCCUGGCGCAGGUGUACGGGCUGCCCGACCUGCAGGAGGCCUGCCUGCGCUUCAUGGUCAUCCACUUCCACGAGGUGCUGUGCAAGCCUCAGUUCCACCUCCUGGGGUCUCCUGCGCAGGCCCCGGGGGAUGUCAGCCUGAAGCAGAGGCUGAGGGAGGGCCGGAUGACAGGGACUCCUGUCCUCGUGGCCCUGGGGGAUUUCUUGGGGGGACCUUUGGCCCCUCACCCCUACCAGGGGGAGCCCCCCUCCAUGCUCAGGUAUGAGGAGAUGACUGAACGUUGGUUCCCGCUGGCCAACAACCUUCCUCCUGACCUGGUGAAUGUCAGGGGUUACGGGUCUGCCAUCCUGGACAACUACCUCUUCAUAGUGGGCGGGUACAGGAUCACUAGCCAGGAGAUCUCCGCUGCGCAUUCCUACAAUCCCAGCACCAACGAGUGGCUCCAGGUGGCCUCCAUGAACCAGAAGAGGUCCAACUUCAAACUUGUGGCUGUUAAUUCAAAACUCUAUGCCAUUGGUGGGCAGGCCGUUUCUAACGUUGAGUGUUACAAUCCUGAGCAGGAUGCGUGGAAUUUUGUGGCACCGUUACCAAACCCUCUGGCUGAGUUCUCAGCCUGUGAGUGUAAGGGGAAAAUCUAUGUCAUUGGAGGAUAUACAACCAGAGACCGGAACAUGAACAUUUUGCAGUACUGCCCCUCUUCCGACGUCUGGACACUCUUCGAAACAUGUGAUGUCCACAUUCGCAAGCAGCAGAUGGUGUCUGUUGAGGAGACCAUCUACAUCGUGGGGGGGUGUCUCCAUGAAUUGGGGCCCAACCGGAGGAGCAGCCAGAGUGAGGACAUGCUCACCGUGCAGUCCUACAACACUGUCACCCGGCAGUGGCUCUACCUCAAGGAGAACACCUCCAAAUCAGGUCUUAACUUGACUUGCGCGCUGCAUAACGAUGGCAUCUACAUCAUGAGCAGAGACGUUACCCUUUCCACCAGCUUAGAGCAUCGCGUUUUCCUCAAGUACAACAUCUUUUCAGAUAGUUGGGAAGCGUUUAGGCGUUUUCCAGCCUUUGGACAUAAUUUGCUGGUUUCCUCUCUUUAUCUGCCCAAUAAAGCAGAAACAUGACUGAAUUGACUUAGUAUUUAAAAGAAACCUGAUUCAAGACAAAGAAAAAAUAAAUUUAGUGUCCCAUUUCAAGGGAGACUGAUUUCUAAAGGAAAAACAUGGGUUAAAGUAGGUCACAUACAACAGCUGUAAAUAAGCUUACUUGAACUAAUUACUUGAAAACUUGUGGAGAAAAUAGACCAACUUUAUUAUUUUUUUAAUUAUUGGUUUUUAAAUUAUGGGAGCAAAUCCAUGACAAUGUUUUCAUCCAGAUAUCCCCCUUGGGCCAAUGACUGAAACUGUUCAGCAAAAAGCAGAUUCGUCAUGUCUACUUAGCAAAGGGCCAAAGUCAAUGAUUGGCAUGGAUGGUAAAGAUGAUUUUAAAAUCUGUUUUAUUUAGGUCACUUGAAAUAUCAUUAAUACCGUAAGUCAGAGAUUUUUUUGUUUUGUUAUUAAUUUACUUGACCAACAUUUAUGUUAACACUGUCAUUCUUCCCUUCUCUCCCCCAAUUAUACCCACAUAUACUUCCAGUGUGUUUAAAAUAGGGUUCUGUGCUCAGAUAUUUUAUUUGCACAAUACCUUUCAGGAAACUUACAAUGAUGGAACCCUACACUGACGCCUUGCAAGCAUCCAGUCCUCCCCAAAACUUGCAUGAAAACAUUCUCAGCUAUUUUCCAGCCUUUUUUUGCAGUUAUGAAUGCUGAGUAAAUAGGCAGAUACAACCUUUUAUUUACGUGGCAGAUUUUAGAUUUAUGUGGUCAGAUAAGUUGCAUUGCUAAGCAUUCUGUAUUGUAUAAAAGAGAGGAUAUAUUGUUUAAAAGAUGGAUAUAUAGAUAUAUAUUUUUAAAUUGAGUCUUAAAUUUAAAUUCAGAUGGGAAGGGAAGGAAAUACCAAAUAAGAAAAACAAUUGCCUUUAAGGGUUACUUUUAUUGAAUGUCUUUGCCUUAGUUUCUUUUUUUAAGAUUGAAAAAAAUAACCUUGUCAUUUUUAGAUCAGGCAUCUUUCUAAUUCAGUGUUAGCUUUUUAAUGCAUGCUUUGCUUUUGUCGGGUGAGGAGAGGAAAGCUGUGAAAUGUUUGUGCUGGAGAGGGGGAGAGGCUCUUUGGCAAGUGGAAUGGUGCCGGUGCCUGGUGGUAUUUCUGAAAUUGGGUAAGGAGCUCUCCUUGCCUUGGCUGAUAAAUGGAACCCUGCUCAGGCAGUGGUUUAAUUUCAGUAAGUCAUUUAACAAUGGAUAAAGGCUUCUGCCAAUCAUAGACCAGCAUUUCUUUAAAAACAUAUACAUACUUACGGAAAUUUCCUUUUGAUUGGAAAACAUUUUCUGAAAUUCUUUGAUCUUUUGUAAUGGAAUCGGUGAAACUGUGAGCUGGAUUUCAUCUUUCCGUUCUAACAUUUCAGUUACAGCAUGCCUCACUUUAAGAAAGUCCCACAAAAAAUAAAGACUGCCAUGGCAACUUGAUGCACUCGUCCGUCAGACAUGGGCCGUCUCCAGUAUCCAAUCACUGUGCGCAUGUACGUAGUACAGAGGAGCGGAUUGCUUCAGCGGAGCCCUUCAGUUUAUCAAAGGAGUCACUACAGGGUUUCUUUACAACAGCGGCCUGCUAGUAUAUUUAAAAUAAGGGUCUGGUUGUAAAGAUUCUAUUUGUACCACUUUUCAGGAACACUGCUAGGUAAAAUGAGGUAAGCCUUUAUUGUGGACAUGGAGACGGAUCAUUGUAUCUUGUCACCAAAUAAUCUUAUCAGUACUCUGCUUAGAACACCACUUAACGGUUUCUAAGUCAUAUCCAUUUAUUCUCAAAUACUUAGCUGUUUUUUUGUUGUUUUUUUUAAAGAAAAAACUCUGAGCUGAUAUCUUCCUGGGCAUGGUACUUUAAUAAUAGAUUUAUAUUAAUUUAUAUUCAUUACAGAGUUAGUUUCUAGUGACCUAUAAUUUCAUUACAUGUAUUUAAAAAUCUUAUUUAUUUUAGAUCGUGUUCACUUUCGUUGCUAACGAGCUUAACUUUUUUAAGGCUUAACUUUAUAUAUUUAAAAGAUUCUAGCCAGUUGAAUUAGUUCUGGGCAAAGAAUUGGAGAUUAGCUUGUAAAUAACCACAUUCCAUAAAAUGCAAUAUUAAUCCUGCCAACCGGUUCUCUUCCUGAUUACAUUUUUUGGGGUCUGUUUUCUUAAUGCCAACAAUUAUAUUCUUGGACCAAGUGAAGGCAUACUCUGAUCCACAAAGCUCUUUUUAUAAGUUAGGUUUCAUGUGUGUGUAAAUGUGCGUAUGUCUGUUUGUGUGUAUGUGUGUGUGUGUGUGUGUGCGCGCGCGCGUGCGCGCACGCUUGCGUAUUAUAGCUCUAAGAUGCUCGGACUUCCAGCAAGGUUUUGUUACUCUGGGCUGCCACAGAGCUUGGGCAAGGUGGAAUGUGCAGCAGGGACAGAUCUGUGGAUUUGGGACAUCAUCCUUCCUGCUGUGCAUAGCAGCUGUAUUGACAGUUCGAGGGUAAUUUUAACUUCGCUGUGUUCCCUUGUUGGUGCCUUUGUUAUAUGGAAGACUACCUAUGAUGAAAGCAAAGUUUCUUUUCACAUCUUCCCUCAUCCCCCAGAAUUUUGCUGUUAGAUAAUAUCCCUCUGUUUUCUUUCUUUCUCUAAAUGCUUUGUCUUUAUUUGCUGAGAUGCUUCUGUGGAGCGCUGACCUCACACUAUGGUGAGGAAGUUACUGGGAGGACCCUCAGUGGUAGCCAUCCUGCCAGAAGCAACCUGUUUUACUAAGAAUGGUCUGGAUGGCAGAGUGAGUCCUGAGUGUGGAUUGGUGGAGGGAGGUUGUUAUUGGUUCUUUCUAUCAUUCUUUUCUGGCUUUCUUUUCAACACCCUUAGUUUCAGAGUCCUCUGUCCUUUAAAAGUUUUUCUGAUGAGUAUAUGAGUUCAUUAUUUCAACAGUAUUGGUUAAGUCAUAACGAUGAAGUACUGAGAAGAUUAUGGAUACUAGUAAAAAAUAAGGAUUUAAAUUAAGUGUAUGAAUACCAAAGACAGUUUAACUCUGCCAUAUUUUUUUUAACCAAAAUCCCAAGUAAUUCCAAAUGCCUUAGAUAUCAGUUAAAGUCAUACUGAGAUGGACAAAGCUUUUUCUCUACAAAGGGAGUAAUCAAGUAAAUGCUUAUUGUCUUUCAAUAAGUGAUUACAUAUUGAGCAUUGUGGAUGCUGUGUUUUCAAAAUUUCAGGUAAAGUCAUGACUCUACCUGUUUGGCCAUACAGGUAAAUCAAGUGGGAAGGCUGUGGCCUUCCUAGUCAACCAGCAUUAAAUGAGCAGUGGCUUAAUGGCAGAGCACUCAAGAGGCAGCAUAGGCAUGAGUGUUGAAUGCCUUCCUCUUAGACCAGGGAUCAGGGAAUAUGUAACAUCUGUGCCACCAUUCUUUCAAGAUGGCAUUAUGAAUGAGUGGCACUCCUUUCCUCUGUGCCAGGAACUGAUAUCAGAAACCAUGUCAUCGAUGCUUCCAGGCACCCGUUACCAGUCCAUCAGAGAGAGAUGAAGUUUGUCAUCCCUGCCUUAGGCAGAGGAGUGAAUGAAUUGAGUAGUUACCACCCAAGGUGGCUUUGAAAGCAAUGGGCUGGUUCAGCUAUUCCCUGCUUUCCAGAAAUACUGAAUGUCAAUCAUGUACAAGACAAUACUAAGAACUGAGGAUACAGAUAUAAAUAAGCCACCAUCCCUGACCUUGAAGAGCUUACCAGCUUAUGAAAAUGUUCACUGUAAUCGUAACGAGUGUCCUCAAAGAUGCCCACUUUUGUCAGGCACGGUGGAACUCUCUGGCCUGGCCCCCUCUUCGGUUCUGGUCCAAUCUGCCCAUUGAUGAUUUGCUAACAAUAAUUAUGAACCAGCUUGUCUCUAAAUUUGAACAUGAUGUUUUUGUUUUUAUGGUAUGGUUUUUUUCUCACUACUUUUCAUAGUCUUCUAUGUACUUCACUUUUUUUUUUUUAAGUAUAUGAUCUGCUUUAUUUAAAAAUACUUACUAGGCACCACAACCUAUCUAGCUGAGGGCUCAGCUGCUUAAGUCCAUGAAGAGGAGCAAAGCCAGGGAAGUAUUGGGAGAGAGGCAUGCUGUUUGCAUGUGCAUUUAUACCUAUGCCUUUAAAACACUUCUGUGUAAAGUAUUAAUAAAGAAAUGGUGAUUAACACACUAGUCCUGACUGAAAGUCAGUUGAUUUUUGCCUUCGUGAUCACUAUCAAAGGGUAAUUUUCCAUCCUUACAUUUCAUUCACAUAAGAGUGUUGGUUUUUCAUUUUUUUUGAGUUAACUUUGGAACACGAUAUAAAAUAUAUACCAGUUGACACAUGUUGACUUCUGUACUUGACAUAACCAUUUUUAUCCAUUCCUACAGGAGACAGAUUAAAUGUAAAAGAUUGCCAAUUUUGAGGAGUAAAAGUGUGCUGAAAUUACAUUGAUAGGGUUGGCUGGUGCUUUCUCAAAUGGAUGUCAUAGUUUGUGACUAGUAAAGGAAAUGAAAAUGUAAUUUACAUUAUUGUGUCAUUUUUAAAAAAAAAUUUUAAUAGGGGCUCUUUAGAUGUCUCUACAAUGUUUUCAUAUCUAGUGGUCAUUUUAGAAAAAAUAAUCUGUAGAAUGAACAGUUAUGUUUUGUUAUAAAGAUACUUUGUUAAAAAGAUUGCAUUGAGUUUUCAAUUUCAAGUGUGACUUAAAAUGUAAACAUCAUAUGAUUCACUUAAAUACAACAAUGAUGCUUAUGAAGCACUCACUCAAAACAGCGUUGUUUUUGUGUUUAGAGCUAUAGAAGAAAAAUCUCUUCCAAUAAAGUAGUUCUAAAUCA